AUGUCCACCACUUCGUCGUGUUCCUCAUUGUCACGACACUCCACCAGUUCUUCCACGUACUCCAUUCCUUCACUAAGUGAUUCGUCCUUGAGCGAACACCGAUCGUCGUUGAGUCGUCGAUCUGUUCAACUCAACGAUUAUUACCACCGGGAACCCCAGGAUACGAUACACCGUUCGGGAUCCAGCGGCCUGAAACGACGAGUACAAUCAAACUUUGAGUACGUGGAUCCAGAAGCGUACAUGUCGUCCGCAGUCGCAUGCACGAGUGGUAAGCAAACCCUUCAUUUUGUGGUGGCAACCCUGGCAACGGAUUCAAAAAGGGAUUCACUAGACUUGUUAUUUGGCAUUGAUCAUAAUACUGAGGAACGUACAAUUUCAUGGACCGUUGACGGUCAAAGCGCCUUGGUUACCUUGGCUCAACUUCCGGACGCAACCAAGGAAAAUUUGCAUAAAAAUGAAAAUCACCUAGACAGUUUAGUGCAACGCGGAGGCAUCACCACUUUUUUAUUGUUGCUACCUUCCAUGGACGAUUUCGAACCGUUAUUGGAUCACGUCACGGAACUCCUGGGCGAAUUUGAUACGGGUUUCUCUUGCUGGCCACGGUUCAUCUUGGCGAUCAAUGACGUGAAAUUUAGUUCUCAGCAGGUGAAAAAGGAACGCGAGGCCAUCAUGCGAUAUCAGGUACCUGAACUCUGUCAUCGCUUCCAAUGUCCUGUUACACCGUCCGUACUAUUUGCAAGCACCAAGCUGUAUAAAUGGCUUCGACGAUACAAGACCACUCAAGCACAGCAGUAUCGAAACCAUUGUCGGCGUUUGCUGUGGCGGAUAAUGGAUCAUCAUCAACGUGCCAAUCAGUGGCGGGGGAACCGUAACCAACCCGAUGUGGAAGACGAACCGGACAAUUUGGACAUUUUAGCGGGUAUCGUGGGCUAA
Messenger RNA from Radiomyces spectabilis, 933 nucleotides. RefSeq lists its product as uncharacterized. Bases 1 to 933 code for a protein of 310 amino acids. The record is from RefSeq and is a predicted model, not a curated record. Lineage: Eukaryota; Fungi; Mucoromycota; Mucoromycetes; Mucorales; Radiomycetaceae. The transcript has 4 exons.